Acyrthosiphon pisum (pea aphid) is the source of this 1906-nucleotide messenger RNA. RefSeq names its product Cyclic-AMP response element binding protein B (gene CrebB). The record is from RefSeq and is a predicted model, not a curated record. NCBI's taxonomy places the organism in Eukaryota, Metazoa, Arthropoda, Insecta, Hemiptera, Aphididae. The transcript has 8 exons. The coding region runs from base 1033 to 1854 and encodes 273 amino acids. Gene Ontology annotation, molecular function: DNA-binding transcription factor activity, RNA polymerase II-specific; RNA polymerase II cis-regulatory region sequence-specific DNA binding; protein binding. Gene Ontology annotation, cellular component: nucleus; transcription regulator complex. Gene Ontology annotation, biological process: regulation of transcription by RNA polymerase II.
CGUGGGCAAGACGCGCGUAUCAACUUGCGAGUUGCGAUCGUCGUCUGCCGUCGACGCAUGCAGAGAUCGACCACAAACAUUCGCUGAUACAUCACCGUGACAAACAUAUUAUUAUUAUAGUAUAGGCGUUUGAAAAUUGUAAACGUGCGCGCUGAAUUUAAUAAUUGAUUCAUGAUCACGUCAUUUGGUUAACGGUGAGAACCUCCGUGCUAACGUCCAGACCUGACAAUUUAACUGGAAACUGUUUUUUUUGAAGAAUCUCUUUCAUAUUGUGGAACUCCGAACUGAUUAAUUUAAUGGAACUUUCCAAAAAAAUUACUCUCGAUUACGUCAUGUUCGUAACAGUUUUAAACACGCCUUAACUCCCCCAAGUUCGCUGGACGCCUGGACGCAUUCGUAUGAAAAGCGCGGCGGCAUUUGGAAUGUUUGGAUAGUCAAUAAUUAAAUAUUAACAGUUUGAUAAAACAAAAUAAUAAUAAUAUUCAUAUUAGAUUAGACGAUGCGCGCCCGAGAGGAUGAAAAAAAUGAAAUUAGUAAUCGCGCAAGUGUUCGAAGGGCAUAACGCAAAAAAAAACGUCGACGGCGUAGAUCGUAUAAGUGGCAGAGGAGGGCGGCCGCGGCCUGCGGCAUCGGCGACGGUGCGCCUGUGCCACGGGUCGAUUGUUGGCGGCGGUGUACGACGAGCGCCUCCCUCCCACGUCCCCCGCCCGUACGUUGCUACACGCUAGAGUGUACGGCGUGCGCGGCGGUGACGGACGACGACGACGACGAUCGUGACGGAGGCGGCGGCGGCAUGUUCGGUUGUGGUAGUGGUCGGUGGCGGUGAGGGCGCGGUGUUAGUCGGCGCGGCCGCCGUGUUCCUGUUUUGAUGACGCAGAAUUCCGUGCGCGCCGCCCGCACCCCACUCCGCCGUCAGACGUCAUUUGACGUGGCUGCUACGUAGCAUUCGCUCGGGCCAGUCGGAUCGCAGGACCAAGCUCUCGUACGACGUAACAUUGUGACUGCUGGACGUAACGGCGAUCCGAUCGUGUUAUGGACGGUAUGGUAGAAGAAAAUGGGACUGGCGGUUCAGUUGACGCCCUCGUCUCGCAGGGUACUGGCAGUCCUAUCGUUGUCACGUCGGUGCACUCAGUCAUCCAGGCAAACCAACAGUCAGUCAUCCAGACUGCAACGCAAGGCACCAUGCUCACCAAAGGCAAUGUUAUAUUGUUAAGCAAGCCGAAUUCAGUUAUACAAACCCCUCAAGGAAAUAUACAAACUCUUCAGGUAGUUGUCGAGGCUGGUAGUGAUGAAAGCUUAUCGGCAAACGAGGAUAGUCCCAAAAGAAUACGCCACGAUGCUUUAACGAGAAGGCCGUCUUAUCGGAAGAUCUUGAAUGAUAUCGCAGGCGGAAAAGUUGAAUCAUCCGGUUCAGAUUGUGAUUCAAAUCUUGACAGUGAAUUAUCUUCAAAUUCAUUGUCUGCUCAUUACCAGACUGUUCCUCCAGCAAUGCAGUUAAGUAGCCAAGGUGAAAUGCAUAAUAUACCAACAUUAACAAUGUCAAAUGCAACUUCCACUGGUGGUGGUACUAUAUUGCAGUAUGCGAGUCAGGAUGGACAAUUUUUUGUACCUGUUGUUACCCAAGGAGGGAGUUCCACUUUAAAUACAAGUUCUUUGGUACCUGAAGACCAAGUUAAAAAACGUGAAAUGAGGCUAUUAAAAAAUAGAGAAGCAGCAAGAGAAUGUAGACGAAAAAAGAAAGAGUAUAUUAAAUGCUUGGAAAACCGAGUAUCUGUAUUAGAAAAUCAGAAUAAAGCACUAAUUGAAGAGUUAAAAGCACUAAAAGAACUUUAUUGCCAAACAAAGACUGAAUAGAAAUAGUUUUUGAAUCUUCAAAUUUAAGAGAAAAAACAAAGUACCAGUCAUG